Molecule: messenger RNA, 977 nt
Organism: Abrus precatorius (Indian licorice)
Lineage: Eukaryota; Viridiplantae; Streptophyta; Magnoliopsida; Fabales; Fabaceae
Exons: 2
Coding region: 172-672 (166 amino acids)
Source: RefSeq, a predicted model, not a curated record
ACCAAGAACCUAGAAAUUCCAUCAACUGUCCUCUCUGGCUCCCACUUCCAAUCAUAGUGUUCGAAAGCUAUGUUUGUGUUACCUUAAAAACCCUCUUAAAACCUCAAAACACCGAACUCCUCAUUCAAAAGCUACUUCACUCACUAGCUUCCCCCUUCUCUCAUUCUUAACAUGUCUAUGCCACACAGAUCCUUUGAACCCAACUUUCUUCUUGUUCUUGUUCUUCUUCUCGUUGUUCCUUUCUCAGUUAUUGGUUCAUAUUCUUCUAUUCAUGAGCUUCUCCGCAGUCAUGGUCUACCAGCAGGGCUGUUCCCAGAGAGUGUAAAGUCAUACAAUUUGGACCAAAGUGGUCAUCUACAGGUGAAUCUGGAUGGUCCUUGCAUGGCCAAGUAUGAAACAAGAGUGUUGUUUGAAACUGUGGUUCGAGCUAACCUUAGCUUUGGUCAGCUUAAGGGGUUGGAAGGUCUGUCUCAGGAAGAGCUUUUCCUAUGGUUACCUGUGAAAGAUAUCAUUGUGAAUGAUCCAUCAUCAGGUCUUAUUCUCAUUGAUAUUGGUCUUGCCCAUAAACAGCUCUCUCUGUCUCUCUUUGAAGAUCCCCCAGUUUGUAGAUCCCAAGGUCUUUCGCUAAAUAUGGGGGGAAGGAAGAGCAUUGGAUUUCAAGAUCAGAGAUGAAAGAUUGUUUGUUUAUCUGAAAAAGAUGGUUUCUUCUUUUCUCUUUCCAAUUUUGUUUUCUUUUGUCCUUUAUCUUUUUCCUUUAAAAAUAAUUAUAUGAUGUAAUGUGGAUAGAUCCUGUGAGGCUUGUGAUUAAAUUAGAGAUCAGUUGAGGGAAAAAAAAAAACAAGAAACUGAUAGCGGUGUUUAUUGUAAAAAAUCUUUGCGCAAUUUUGUUUGCCGCUUUUUUCUAAUGUUUAAGGAAAGUUAUUUCAUGUCAUAUCAUUUCUUUCUUUUCUUUUUACUUUACUAAGAGAGAAGUUAUU